Cyclopterus lumpus (lumpfish) is the source of this 1115-nucleotide messenger RNA. RefSeq names its product heat shock protein family, member 7 (cardiovascular) (gene hspb7). Bases 192 to 656 code for a protein of 154 amino acids. The transcript has 3 exons. Lineage: Eukaryota; Metazoa; Chordata; Actinopteri; Perciformes; Cyclopteridae. The record is from RefSeq and is a predicted model, not a curated record. Gene Ontology annotation, cellular component: cytoplasm; nucleus. Gene Ontology annotation, biological process: heart development.
CCAAAUACCAAAUACAAGCAAGGCACAUAUAAAGAAAAAGAAAAGAAGGAAGACAGAAGGGCAGCGUGCAUUGUUUCUGACACUGACGCCUCUGGAAGACUCCCAAGAGCAACCACUGAGAAGAACCUCCUCCCUCCCUCUUCCUCCCUUUACUCUCCUCCUCUCUCCUCACCCAGCACUCUCAGCCAUCCAUGAGUGGGACCAACUCCUCUGCCUAUCGAUCGGAGCGUAGUUUCCACCAGACCUCGUCCUCAUCCUCUGGGAACCCCUACAUGGAGAAGAGCCGGGGACUGUUCGCCGAGGACUUCGGCUCCUUCAUGCGGCCUGGGAGCGACGCCUUGGGCUUCUCCAGCGGAUCUGGAAAUAUCAAAACUCUUGGGGAUUCGUAUCAGUUCACAGUUGACGUGCGAGACUUCUCCCCUGAAGAUGUCAUCGUCACCACAUCCAACAACCAGAUUGAAGUUCGUGCAGAAAAGUUGGCCCAGGAUGGUUCGGUCAUGAACAAUUUCACGCACAAGUGCCAGCUACCCGACGAUGUGGACCCCACCUCGGUGACAUCAUCGCUGGCCGCCGACGGGACCCUGACGGUCACGGCGCGGCGACACCCGGCCAAGCACGAGCUCGCACAGACCUUCCGCACCGAGAUCAAGAUCUAGAGGGGGGGCCCCGCUAGCGCAUCACAGGCCUCUUGUUUUUUGUGCUACUUCCUGUAUUUCCUGCCUUCACUGAAACCAUUCUACUUUAAACACUCACGUCCCGCGGCUGACAGGAUGCCUGUUGCUGCUCAUCAACACUCUGAGUUAGUCCACCACACUCAGCAGCCAUUAGGUCACACCUGCAUGUAACAUAUGGAGACACGUGGGUUGGACAUGUACAGCAUGUCUCUCUCUUUCUCUCUCUCGCUCUCUCUCUCUCUCUCUCUCUCUCUGUUGCACACACACACACACACACACACACACACACACACACACACACACCCCUACACGCACACAGCCACUAACCAAUCGGUUCACCACUUUACUCCUAUCCUCUAACACAGUUCUAAAAAUCCGAGUCACCUCAAUUGAUGGUUGCCACUUUAAUAAUAACUUAUUGUGUAUUAUUAUUUUUGUGAA